Centropristis striata (black sea bass) is the source of this 3189-nucleotide messenger RNA. RefSeq lists its product as uncharacterized. The coding region runs from base 88 to 2898 and encodes 936 amino acids. Lineage: Eukaryota; Metazoa; Chordata; Actinopteri; Perciformes; Serranidae. The record is from RefSeq and is a predicted model, not a curated record. The transcript has 18 exons.
UGUUGUUUGCAAGGGCGUAAAGUGCGUUUUACCCUUUAUGUUGCGACUCCUUAGUGGUAAUUCAAGUGGAUUUUCUUCAAGGAAAUAAUGACUUCUUCUGUUGCGGAACCCAGAACUGGCCCUUUGUAUUUCUUUGACCAGCCAACAAAACGAAGCCGGAUUAAAGGGACACGAAGCAGCAUUUUGCAUUUUAACUCGGCAAUUGAAGAAAUUAAGUGCGAAGAUGCAACACACAGCAAUCGAGAUGACAACAAAGAAAGUGAAGAGCUCUCUCAGAGGCUGUCAGGUGAAACAUGUGGAGAUGCUAAACCUGAUACCUCUCCUGCGCUCAACAUAAAGGAUCCGAUGGAUGCAUACAGGCGAGCAGCCCCGCAGUUAUUAACCGAAGUGGCUCGACUACUUUCACAACAUAAGUGGACUGAGGAGGGCCGGCUUCCUCACGGGAUUGUAAAUAUUCUGAAUUACUCCUGGAAGGAUCUAACAGCUGCGGGGUCGGUUCACUUGAGAAGUUCGGAACAGACUGAAAAACGACCAAAGUCCAAAGGUUCCGCUAAAUUGGAUGCAGCUUGUUCCCAGCAGGUGUCCGCCAGUGACAAGAGGGAGGCAGGAGGGAGAGGAGGAGAGUGUGCUGUGGAAAAUGAUGCUCCCUCUGUGAGAAAAGCACCCGUCAGCUCAAAUCCACAUGUGAAAAAACGCAGACACAAUUCCAAUAGAGCUCCUAAUUCCUCCUCCAUCAGUUUCUCCAUCUCCAGCAGCUGCAGUAAUCCAGGUUGGAUCAUCCAGCCGAAGCAGCCCUCCUGUGAUGAGCCUCAGCAGAUCAGUUUGAGUCAGUGGGUGGUGGAGCGACUCCAGGCAGCAAGAAGUCCUGAAAAACUUCAAGCAGCUGAAGAGAGAGUGAACAGACCCCUCAUACUCCGCCACUAUGGUGAUGCAAAGGCAAAACUAAAGGACAGGCGAGCGAGGAGAAAGGCCCAACCUGCUGCUCUAGUCAACGGGAUGCCCCAGAUACCAGAAGUGAAGCAGCAGGAUCCGGUCCGGCAGAAACUACACUACAGGAUCAACGACGGCUCCUCCUUCAUAUACCAUCCGUCUGGUUGUGUCGCAGUAUGCCAGAGCCACUCCGGUCUGCCCUGCGGAGGCUUCUAUACCAAUGUGUUCAGUGACAGCGAGUGUCCCGUUAUUCUGGCGACCAUCACUGCGUUUGGGCACGGGGCUGUUACACACCCUCUGAGCUCUGCCAUCACAGCAGUGUGGGACCAGGAUGGUGGAUUCAUGUGUGAUGAUCAUGGGAACAUAACUAAGGAGUGGAGCUGGCAUACACGCACACUGACGGAGAAGAUUGUUAUACAGUUGUCAGGUGUAAUCUCUGUGAGGCUGUUCAGUGGGACUUCUGCAAUGCUCAGCUUCCGGUGCAAUAACGAAAGUGUUCAACUUCCUCUUUCUGCCCUGUCCAGUGUUAAUCAGUCAGAGGAAACGACUCUGCAGACUGAAGAAAAGUUUACCUCCGAUUCUGCUCACGACCUCGUGCUGGGGAGGAAGAUAAAAUCCCCUGCUGUGGUCCUGGAGAGCAAGAGGAACCUGACGCUAACACCUGUGUGUGGGAGCUCCCGGGAGGUCCUCCAGAUGGUCAGAGAGGUGGAGGGGCUCGAGGAGCCGUCAGCAGAGUGGAGAAGAGGAGGGCAUGUUGGCAGGGAGCUGAAGAGGCUCCAGCAGAGGGUACGAACCACCCUAAACGGCUGGCUGGAUUAUUAUCGCGUGGCCAUUGGUAUCAGGUGUCCUGACACAAAGCGGAUGCCAGAUGCCCCACUGAGGACCAGGCUGAGGAGGGAGGUACAGUCAGCAGCUCUGCCCUCUCUGCGGGCAGAUGCUAAACCGGUCCGGCCUGAGGAGGGCAGGAAUGAGUUACAGGAGCUGCAGAGGCAUCCGUCGGCAGCAGCAGAAAGACCUCUGGACUCCAACAUCAAGCUGCCAAGGAAAACACAGAAAAAGCAAACAAAGGAGGAACCCUGUGUCACACAGAUAGGACCUCUCCAAAUUUAUGGCAACAUCCAACCUGAGUCAGUGAUUAUUCCAAACAGUGCAGAUUUGCAGCCCUCCGCUGUCACUCGCUGUCCAGCCCCACCAUCAUUCACCCCCUCCACCCCUCUCACAGUGUGCCCCGCUCUGCUGAGAGCUGCCCUGCUGCGGGAGGGGGGGCGCAGGCGGUGCUGCUGCAGCGCUGCACUGAUGCCAGUGGUGACGGACCUGGAGUACGAUGCCUUCGUUAUGGGCCAGCCUCCACACAGUCAACAGAUCCUGGUGGUGUGUGUGACUCCGCCGCUCCGACCCGUCAACACGCAUGCAGCACGCGGUCAGGACAUGUUGGAGCAGCUUUACAGGAGGAGGAACAAGCACAGAACCAUGCCUUGUUCUCAGUGCCAGAUGGAUUCAUUUCGCCUGGUGCGCUAUGAGAUGUCAACAGGGAAGCCCAGCGGUGCAUCGGAGAACAUCCUGCUGCAGCAGCGGCACAACGCUGCUCCUGGGAUGGUCCUGAUGUACAUCAGAGGGAAGCUGCUGUUUGUGGGCUACAUAUUCGGUGGUGACAGCUGCUCUGUCAGGGACCUUCAAAAGCAAAUCUCCAGAACCAGGGGUGACUACAGAUUAGGCCUGAGCCUGCCUUCAGACUACCAGUUCAGUGAUGCAGUUAUUACCUCAGCAGCCGCAGAUGCUCACAGCUCACAUAAUGCAACACGAAAAAGAGGAGAUGACACAACACUGACUGCCUCAGUGGAAAAGGAAAAGGCCAAUCAGAGAAAAAACAACCAAGAUCCUGAAGUAUCAAACAAACGACAGAGAAGCUUUUGGAUCAAACCAAAGAAGACUUCAGCACUGCCUCGAGUUCCUGUCAUCACACACUGAAUAUGCAACAGUUACAUAUAAAUAUCUGUAGUGUGCAAUCAAACUCCAAAUGCACCAUUUGUUUAUAAUGCAGAUUAACAGCACUGCUUUAUCUGUAUCUGAAAUGCAAUUAUUUUUUUUAAACUUCUUGUCAUAAGAAGUAAAACCCUUUCAGGCAUUAGGGUUGAAGAUCUUUUAACACAAUGUUUCAGUGAGAUUUUCAUAUUAUUUAAAUAUCUAUGGGAAAUAUUUGUAUUUAUUGUAACAUUUUACAAUGAGGAGAUUUAAUAAAAACACCAAGCUACCCUGUUA